Molecule: messenger RNA, 1764 nt
Organism: Plodia interpunctella (Indianmeal moth)
Lineage: Eukaryota; Metazoa; Arthropoda; Insecta; Lepidoptera; Pyralidae
Product: arylsulfatase B-like
Exons: 7
Coding region: 23-1675 (550 amino acids)
Source: RefSeq, a predicted model, not a curated record
AAGUGCAAUUUUCUGAAUAAAAAUGAAUCUUAUGUAUAUUUUAUUUUUUAUUGUGACCACAGUUUUUGUGGUAGUAAGUUGUGAAGAAGAACGGAAACGGCCUAAUAUAGUGUUUAUUAUUGCUGAUGAUUUGGGUUGGGAUGACGUGAGUUUCCACGGGUCAGACCAGAUCCAGACGCCCAACAUCGACCUGCUGGCGUACUCGGGAGUGGUCCUGGAGAGGUACUACUCCCACUGUCUGUGCACGCCUUCUCGAGCUGCCCUCCUCACUGGGAAAUAUGCUCAUCGUCUUGGCAUGCAAGGUUAUCCGAUAGGUUUCAGUGAAGAUCGAGGAAUCCCGGUAGAAGAAAAACUUCUGCCGCAGUAUCUGAAGGAGUUAGGCUAUGCGACCCAUAUGGUGGGGAAGUGGCACAGUGGGGGCUCCCGAAGAGAGUAUCUUCCUACAGAACGGGGAUUCGAUUCUUUCUUCGGUCAUGUUGGCGGAUUUAUAGAUUAUUAUGAAUACACUAGCGAGGAACCUUGGCCUUCUGGUAAAGUGUCUGGAAUGGCUCUGUAUAAAAAUCUAACCCCUGCAUGGGACGUCGAAGGCUAUAUUACUGACGUUUACACGGAAAAGGCCACAUCAAUCAUAAGAAAUCACGACAAGUCAAAGCCCCUAUUUCUGAACGUAGCUCAUAACGCGCCGCACGCUGGCAACCCAGGCGCCGUCUUGCAGGCGUCCCCGAAAGACGUGAGUGCCAUGCGUCACGUGGAGUCGCCGGGACGCAGGAUCUUUGCAGCAAUGGUAAAAAAACUAGAUGAUAGCAUCGGUGAUAUCAUGGCGGCUCUUCUAGAAAAAGGAAUGUUGCAAAACUCCAUAAUUGCAUUUGUUUCUGACAAUGGGGGCAUGAGCUCUGGCCAAACAAUGAAUUAUGCAUCCAAUUGGCCUUUGAGAGGGCUAAAGAUGACUCCUUUUGAAGGAGGCGUUAGGGUCGCCGGACUUUUAUGGACCCGACAAAUAAAUCAUCAUCUAUUAAAAGGUUACAUGCAUGCUGUAGAUUGGCUCCCAACUUUACUGAGAGCAGUAGGAGCUGACGUUCCUUCAGGAAUAGAUGGCAUUGACCUCUGGGAUGAAAUAACACUAAAUAAAGUUUCGCCAAGAAAUGAAAUUUUCGAUAUCACUGAUGACACCGCUCCGAUUAAUUAUUCUGCUAUUGUAUCAGGACCAUAUAAACUAGUGACUGGCGAUGUUGUAUUAAGUUACAGCAAUUAUCAGGGAGAAGAUUUAAGAGGUGUUAUUGGAGAUAUUCCUUUGUAUAAUAAGUCUCUCAAAGAGAGUAAAAUGUUUACCGUUUUGGAAAAAAUCGGAAAACCGUUCAAUGUGGCAGACAUUGAUCUUAGAUAUAAAAUGAAAAUAGAUUGUAAAGGAAAAGAACGCAAUAGCGGCAGUGCUUGCUAUCCUCAAAACGGUAAAGUGGUAUGUCUAUUUAACAUAAUUGAUGAUCCGUGUGAGACCACGGAUAUAUCGGAAAAGUAUCCAGAUCUCGUGAAGGAUCUAACGGAACGUCUUCAAGUUGAACUGAAGCAGAGAAUACCAAGAACCCACGGGUAUUUUGAUGCCAGAUCGACACCAAGUCUAUUUAAUUAUACAUGGACCACAUUUAUUGAUUAUUAUUACCAUGUCCAAUCUACGUAGCUGAAAAUAUUUUUAUAAAAGACAGCGAUAUUUUUCUAGAUAAUUGAAUAAAUGUAUAUUUUAAUUUCAGAACUAUAUUUGUUUAUUAG